Messenger RNA from Nylanderia fulva, 981 nucleotides. Its product is annotated as lysozyme. NCBI's taxonomy places the organism in Eukaryota, Metazoa, Arthropoda, Insecta, Hymenoptera, Formicidae. The record is from RefSeq and is a predicted model, not a curated record. Gene Ontology annotation, molecular function: lysozyme activity.
AUCCUUCGCAUGAUUGCUAUCGCCGUAUAUAAGAAAGCGAUCAUCGAGGACGGCUCGAAAGCGUGGAUCAUCUCGGCGCGAGGACAGUGAGCUCAUAGACGUUGCUUCUUGUGGAUCAGCAUAUCUUUAAGAUGUUUGCGAGAGUCUCGUGGAUCAUAGUAACAAUUGCGCUUUUUGGCAUUUGUACCUAUGCUCAACAGCCACAAGCCGCAAGUCAACAAUUAGUGUCACAAGUCUGUUUGGGCUGUAUAUGCGAAGUUACAACAGGAUGUAACACCACUAUUGGCUGCCACAGUUCCGUAUGUGGACCUUUUGCUAUAACAUGGGGCUAUUGGGCUGACGCUGGCAAACCAACUCUAAACGACGAGCCGAAUACUGUUGAUGGUGCUUAUCCUCGAUGUGUCAACGAUCCUUAUUGCGCUGCUCGUGCGAUACAAGGCUACAUGGCCAAAUUUGGUCAGGACUGCACCGGGAAUGGAGUGAUCGAUUGCGAUGAUUACCUGCGUAUUCAUCGAUUGGGCGGAUACGGCUGUACGGGCCCGCUAGACAGUAAAUAUGAAAAUAAAUACAAGUUGUGUAUACAAACUUUCGCGAACCAAUAAUACAUAUCAUGUUGAAAUCUCAAUAACAAUCCAUUAAUUGUCAUUAUAUAUACAUGAAUAUUUGAUAAAAAUUUAUCUUUGUCAACUAUUUGGAAUUGUUAACUUUCCCUUAUCACACAUAUUGCAAGAAUGUCUGAUAUAAUUAAAAUCUAUGAAGAUGAUGUAUAAUAAAUAACCAGUAAUGAGUGUAUGUACAAUUCUGUAUAAAAUCGUGUCAUAUAUAAAGCGCAAAUACAUUUUUAUAAAACUGAGAUAUGCAAUAUCAUAUAGUUUUAAAUAUAUAUGCACUUAAUAUAAUUAUAUAUUUCGAUUUUCGUAAACAAUGUAUUUUAUAUCAAGAACAUCUAGUUUUAUUAAAGUUUUGUCAUUCACGUUUUAA